Heterobasidion irregulare TC 32-1 is the source of this 982-nucleotide messenger RNA. RefSeq lists its product as uncharacterized. Lineage: Eukaryota; Fungi; Basidiomycota; Agaricomycetes; Russulales; Bondarzewiaceae. The coding region runs from base 298 to 837 and encodes 179 amino acids. The transcript has a single exon. The record is from RefSeq and is a predicted model, not a curated record.
UUCCGCAUCCCCCUUCCCCGUCUUUGUCAUCUUGAGGUCCGGAACGUCCGCUGGUCUACUUUACGCACCUUCCUUUCCCUUCUAGAUAUUCCUUCAAAAUGCAACAUCGUCUGCUUGUAUCUAGACCCCCCGCCAGGAACGAGCAAUUGCGUGCUGUCCGCUUUCCUCCCCGCAGAUCUUUCCCUUAUUCGUCCUCUCAACCAGUCCAUCAAAUUGGCUAUAGGAUUGCCAAACGCUUUGGUCCUUUGCGGGGGCAAUGAGGAGUCGGCGUUCGAGUUGUCAUCCGGGUGGCCAGUGAUGGAGCCCAGCGGUUGUUUCUUCGAACACACACUCUUAUCCCUCGUGCAUGAUUUUCCAGUAGACGCUGUCCAGGAGCUAUGGUUAGGUCCGCUUCCCCCGCGUCCGGCAUCGACGCGUCCUACGGUUGAAACGUGGAGAGCUGUUAUUCAAAGCAUGCCUCGUCUGCGCACUUUGGUGCUCCUGCCGGGUAUCCACGUCCCGGAUCUCUUGAAUUGUUUCUGCUCCGAGAAUCCUGCAGAACCGCCCCUCCUUCGGGAUUUGACACAUUUGCGGAUCGUAUACAACCGAUUUGGUUCGCUCCUUCCUUGGAACUCUUUGGAAUCAUUUGUAGAGGGGCGGAGGGGCUUGGGACUUCCUCUACGAAGCUUCUGGGUGCAGGACCUUUUCUCUCGGAUGAGCAGGCCUCAAGGGUGCAUGGGUGGUAUACUCCGUUACGAAAACGGCCGCUACACUUCAAGCAAUGGACCUACGUUCCAAUUGCCUGGAUGGGAGUUUGCGCGUUACAACCGUUCUUUGGAGCAGGAGGCAGCUUAUUGAGUAGCAAGUUUGCCUUCGAUUUGCAGCAAUGCUGAUGAGUGGAAGAUAUAUAUGCGCCUCCUAACUCUCGGGACUACUAUAGAGUUUACUUACCGACGAGUGACAAUAGCUCAUGCAUUCGUAACAAUAAAGGUAUCUAGUUCUC